Lacerta agilis (Sand lizard) is the source of this 1207-nucleotide messenger RNA. RefSeq names its product calcium voltage-gated channel auxiliary subunit gamma 5 (gene CACNG5). Gene Ontology annotation, molecular function: voltage-gated calcium channel activity; channel regulator activity. Gene Ontology annotation, biological process: positive regulation of synaptic transmission, glutamatergic; postsynaptic neurotransmitter receptor diffusion trapping; neurotransmitter receptor transport, postsynaptic endosome to lysosome. Gene Ontology annotation, cellular component: postsynaptic density membrane; AMPA glutamate receptor complex. The record is from RefSeq and is a predicted model, not a curated record. Bases 305 to 1144 code for a protein of 279 amino acids. The transcript is spliced from 6 exons. Lineage: Eukaryota; Metazoa; Chordata; Lepidosauria; Squamata; Lacertidae.
UCCCUCCCGCGCUGGCCGCCCCUCGAAGCAACGCCCCGAGGGGAGGCGGGCGAGCGAGGGAUAAAAAGCGCGGCGCUGGAGCAGCACGGAACUCUGCGCGCCCCUCCAGCGCUCCAGUUAGAGACCCUCGCAGCUGCCCGCCCCCGCGCGCCCCAGUUCCACUGCCUCGGAUCGGAGCGUCGCCACCCCGCAACCUAGGGGGAAAGGGAGCGUCUAAACUGUGGGGAGUUCGGGUCCUUUGCAAAGGGGAGCCCCGGAGUCACCUGGCGCCGAAAGGAGUUCUCUUUUGUCCCGUCGGACCCUGAUGCUUUUGGGAAUGAGCACCUGUGGCAGAAAGGCCCUGACUCUGCUUAGCAGCGUGUUUGCCGUUUGUGGAUUGGGACUCCUGGGGAUUGCUGUGAGCACGGACUACUGGCUGUAUCUGGAGGAAGGAAUUAUCCUGCCCCAAAACCAGAGUGCUGAAAUCAAGAUGUCUCUGCACUCUGGGCUCUGGAGGGUUUGUUUUUUGGCAGGUGAAGAACGUGGGAGGUGCUUCACGAUAGAAUACGUCAUGCCAAUGAAUGUCCAGCUGACAUCUGAAUCAACUGUCAAUGUUUUAAAGAUGAUUCGUUCUGCCACCCCAUUUCCCUUGGUCAGCCUAUUCUUCAUGUUUAUCGGAUUCAUUCUAAGCAACAUAGGGCAUAUUCGACCUCACAGAACCAUCCUGGCCUUCGUAUCUGGGAUCUUCUUCAUUCUGUCUGGUUUAUCUCUGGUUGUGGGGCUCGUUCUGUACAUUUCCAGCAUCAACGAUGAGAUGCUCAACAGAACCAAGGACUCCGAGACUUACUUCACUUAUAGAUAUGGAUGGUCAUUUGCUUUUUCUGCCAUCUCUUUUCUCCUGACAGAGAGCGCAGGUGUCAUGUCUGUCUACCUGUUCAUGAAGAGAUAUACCGCAGAGGAGAUGUACAGGCCUCAUCCUGGCUUCUACCGCCCACGGCUUAGCAACUGCUCCGACUACUCUGGCCAGUUCCUCCACCCGGAUGCCUGGGUUCGUGGACGCAGCCCUUCCGACAUCUCCAGCGAUGCAUCUCUCCAGAUGAACAGUAGUUACCCUGCUCUACUGAAAUGUCCAGAUUAUGACCAGAUGUCGUCCUCUCCAUGUUGAAUCGAAAGUAACUACUUUGCCUUUUAGGAAUGAAAACCUGGUGGAGGCUGUUAUGUCCUCAAA